AUGGCUGAAUGGAAAGAAGUUAGCGCGAAUCGCUCCUUCAACGGAACACAGUACACUUUCAGCUUCAAAAGGUAGGAUUUUUGUUUCUAAAGACAGGCUUUUAUUUUCUGAAACUUGAUAUAAGUCUGUUCUUGCUUUUUUUUGAUUUUUAGGAUCUGUAUGGAAAAGAAUUGUCAAAAAUUAAGUAUUUUAGUAAGGAGCUGAAGACUGUUACUCCGAUCGGCGUUUACGUUCCGGAUAAUGAAGCCAAUGAGAAGCUGCCGGUUUUGUUCUACUUGUCAGGUCAGUUUACGCGCCAAUUUUUAGCGCUAAUCAUGUGAUAACCUUGAUUUUGCACUGUUUGAUUGAUUAUCACGGAUAACAUCGAAUAAUAUGUAUAACUUUAGGAAAAACAUGGAAUUUGCGCUAAAUUUAGUGGGUUUUGAAGUGAAAAUUAAAGUUUUAUAAAUUGGUUUCAGAAUAAGUAUGUUUAAAGCUUAAAACUUUAAAGUAUGUUAUAUUGACGUAUUAUAAUCAAUAUUAUUUCAGGCCUAACCUGUACCGAGAAGAAUUUUGUCGAAAAAGCAGGAACACAACGUUUGGCUUCUCAACAUCGUGUUAUCGUGGUAAAUCCGGACACAUCGCCUCGUGGAUGUAACAUUGAAGGUGAUAAGGAUAGCUAUGAUUUCGGAGAAGGUGCUGGUUUCUACCUGGACGCUACUGUUCCAAAAUGGGCUGAAAACUACAGAAUGUACAGUUAUAUCGUCAAGGAGUUGGUUCCGUUGAUUUCUGAGAAAUUUCCAGUCGAUGAGAAGAAACGGUCGAUCUUUGGACACAGUAUGGGAGGUCAUGGUAUGUUAGGGUUUAUAUUUCUGAGUUUUUGAUAUUUGGGACAAUUCAAAAAGGAAUUCGUGUAGUAUAACGAACUAUGUCAAAGUUUAUAAGCGAUUUUUACCAAAUAUGUAUUGUUAGCGUUUUAUUAAUGAUAAAGCUGUAAAACCUUAAUUUAGGAGCCCUAACCAUUGGCUUGAAGAACCCUGAUCUUUUUGUCUCAAUCUCCGCUUUCUCUGCCAUUUGUAACCCAACUCAAGGACCAUGGGGACAAAAAGCUUUCAACGGAUACCUAGGGGAAGAUAAAUCUCAAUAUAACCAGUACGAUGCCACAGAAUUGGCCAAAUCUUACUCUGGACCCAAGAAGAAUAUACUGUUGGAUCAAGGAACGGCCGAUAACUUUUACAAACAACAACAACUCUUGCCUGAAAACUUGGUCGAUGUUAAGAAUGAAAAGUUGAACGUUGAACUGAGAAAACGCGAUGGAUAUGAUCAUUCCUACUUUUAUAUUGCUUCAUUCAUUCAAGAACACUUCGAGUUCCACAAGGCUAACUGGAAUUGA
Molecule: messenger RNA, 1372 nt
Organism: Bursaphelenchus okinawaensis
Lineage: Eukaryota; Metazoa; Nematoda; Chromadorea; Rhabditida; Aphelenchoididae
Source: the annotation of a GenBank genome assembly